UUCUGCCCCUUCUUCAUUUCACCAGCAACCAAACUCUGUUCCUGCUCUGUCCACCCGUUCAUACACAUACCUGUGUUCCUGCUUUUGCCACUUCACCUUUUCUUCUUCUCCAUUUCUUGGUAGUUUCGUUUCAUCUUACACGCCCUUGACUUCACAUUGACUUUGAUCGAAGCCACCAGGAAACUGUGAUCAAGCAGUGUACCUAUUUUUGAGCUGUGCUUCUUUUCUGUUCCUCUUCCUCUUCCGCUCCUUCUUCAUUCCAUCAGCGAGCUGAGCGUGAAAUCAAACAAAAAGCUAGAUUCAAUGGCCAUCCAAUUGAGUGCUUUUUCCUCAUUCUCUUCUGUUCCUUUUUCCACCCGUUCAUACACAUACGAUGUGUUUCUGAGUUUCAGAGGCGAGGAUACUCGCCACACUUUCACCGGUCAUUUGCACAGUUAUUUGGUCCUUAACGGGAUCAACACUUUCAUAGAUGAUAAUGAUCUUCCAAGAGGAGAGGAAAUAUCAGAAGCACUUCUCCGAGCCAUUGAAGUGUCAAAGCUCUCCCUCAUUGUGUUCUCUGAAAACUAUGCAUCCUCAAAGUGGUGUUUGGAAGAACUAGUUCAUAUCCUUGAAUGUAGAAGAUCAAAGAACCAAAUGGUUAGGCCAAUCUUUUACAAAGUGGAUCCCUCCGAUGUAAGACACCAAAGAGGUAAAUUUGGUGAGGCACUUGCAGAGCAUGAACUCAGAUUCGAAGACGACAAGAACAAGGUGUUGAGAUGGAGAAAAGCUCUUUCAGAAGCCGCAAAUUUAUCUGGGUGGCAUUUCUGGAGCGGGUAUGAAUAUGAAUCUAAAUUUAUUGAUAGAAUCAUUAAAGAGAUUUCUGCACAAGUAAUAAAACAUACCCCUUUGAAUGUGGCAAAGUUUCCAGUCGGGAUAGAAUCUCGUGUACAAGACAUGCUUGAACUCUUAGAUGUUGGGGGAAGUGAUAUACGCAUGGUAGGGAUAUGGGGAAGUGGUGGAAUAGGGAAGACAACAAUUGCUAAAGCUGUUUACAAUACAAUUGUCCAUGAGUUUGAAGAUAGUUGCUUUUUGGCAAAUGUUAGAGAACGUUCCGUGACACAUGAAGGUCUAGUGAACCUACAAAACAUUAUUCUUUCAAAGAUUCUAGGGGGCAAAGAACUGAAAGUAAUCAAUGUUGAUGAAGGAAUUAAUUUGUUGCGUGAAAGGUUGAGAAAUAGAAGGAUUCUGUUAAUUCUUGAUGAUGUGAAUAAAUUGGACCAGUUAGACGCAUUAGCCGGAGCACCUGAUUGGUUUGGUCGUGGCAGUAGAGUUAUAAUAACAACAAGAGAUAAGCGUUUGUUUGUUCACAAUGUCAAUCCUAUAUACAAAGCCAGGGAACUAGAUCAUCACGAGGGUUGUGAGCUCUUUAGUUCAAUUGCCUUCAAGAAUAAGAGAAUUUUAGAUGACAAUGAGCAGCACUUAGUUAGCACUAUUGUUAGAUAUGCUCAAGGCCUUCCAUUGGCCUUGGUAGUUUUGGGUUCACAUCUAUGUGGUAGACCGGUACAUAAAUGGCAAGCUAUGCUAGAUGGUUUUAGAAGAAAUCUUCCUGAAGGCAUUCAAGAUAUUCUCAAAGUCAGUUAUGAUGGACUGGAAAAAAUAGUGAAAGAAGUUUUCCUCGACAUUGCUUGUUUCUUCAAAGGUUGGAAGACAAAUGAUGUGAUACAGAUACUAGAUGGUUGUGAGCGCAACAACCCCACAAAUAGUAUUGAAGUUCUUGAAGAAAAGGCUCUCAUAUAUGUUGAUUGUUAUGAUAAGAUUUGCAUGCAUGAUUUGCUAGAAGAGAUGGGAAAAGAUAUAGUUCAGCAAGAGUCUACAGAGCCCGGUGAGCGAAGCAGAUUGUGGCAUCACAAGGAUGUGCAGGAGGUUCUAACAGAAAACAUGGGAACAAGUAAAACUGAAGGUAUAGUGAUAAAAAUGCCUACAGCAGAUGAGAUAUGCUUGAAUCCUAAAUGCUUCAAAAAGAUGAGAAAUCUUAAAAUUUUCAUAAACAUCAAUGGACGGUUUUGUGGAAAGGUUGAUUAUUAUCCGAAUCAGUUGCGGUUACUUGAAUGGCGUGAUUGUCCGCUAAAAUUCUUUCCCUGCAAUUUUAACAUGAAGAAUCUAAUUCAACUUAAUAUGCCUCGUAGCUGCAUCUCACGUAUCGAGAGUAUGAAAAAUCUGAAAUCCUUAAAUUUGAGUGGAUGUAAAUUUCUAGCACAAAGCCCAGACCUGUCUGGAAGCCCAAACCUAGAGUUCCUGGAUCUAAGCUAUUGUAAAAGUUUAAAGAAGGUUCACCCUUCGGUUGGAUCCCUCAAAAAGCUUGUUGGCCUGAAUCUUGAAAGAUGCUCUAACCUUGUGAGGCUACCAGGAGAAGUCAACUGGAGAUCCCUCCGAUCCAUUAAUCUCGACUACUGCACAAGGCUGGAGAGUUUCCCUGAAAUUGAGGGAGAGAUGAAAUACAUGACACGCUUGGGGCUAUCCAACAAUGCCAUCAAAGCAUUGCCUUCAUCCAUUGGAUAUCUAAUUAACCUUAGAUCGUUGGUGUUAGAUAAUUGUGGAAACCUCACAGAUCUGCCUUGCAGCAUUUAUGAAUUGCAGAAGUUAUGGUGGGUUUCAUUCUCCGAUUGCCCAAAACUGGUAAGAUUCCCAAAUAAGGUGGAGUCUGAAGUGCUUCCAACUUACUCAAAGGUUUCACAUGACAACCACAAUUCGGUGGAGCCAGAGCCAGACACUGAAUUCAAUUCGGUGCUUCCUUCGCUAUCUUACUUCGGCGCGGAUCGAUGCAAUUUGUCUAAUAUUGAUUUCCUCGCGUCCCUUGAUUGUGCAUCCACUUUAGAAAACCUUGAUUUAUCAGGAAGCACAAUUGUUAUUCUUCCCGAAUGCAUCAUCAACAAAUUUGUCAACUUGUGGGAACUCAAUUUGAUCGGGUGCACGAGGCUCGUAGAAAUUCCAGAGCUUCCACCAAGUAUUAAAACGUUGAAUGUGACGGGUUGCGUAUCAUUGGAGAGAAUUUCCAAGUUGUCAAACAUUUUGGAGCGUAAAGAGUCACAAAAAAUGAUUGAGAAGAUGGACUUGACUAAUUGCCGGAGACUCUGUCAAAAUUUGGUUGAGAUGGCAAACAAGGAUGAUGAGGAUGAAGUGCACGCUGAUCUCAUCUCUCGACUCCUAUCUUCUCAGCAAUCCGAAUUCACAAUUACAUUUACAGUUCCAAGAAGCGAGGUUCCAAAGUGGUUCAGCGGUCAAAUGGAUUUCAUGGGGCAUCUACGGUUUGAAUUUUAUAUCGAAACACUUGCAAAUUUUAAAUGGGACAACGCAGGAUUGGCUGUCUGUGUGGCUGUUGAUCAAAAGCUGCAAGAUCCUUGGACUGGUUUCAUGUUCUAUAUUCACAUCAAUGAAGUAUGUGUUUCAAUUCCCCACUCUAAAGUUGUUCAUUCAGAAGAGUCGGAUCAUGUGUGGCUGCACUAUGUUCCCUUCCUUGAAAUGUGGCGAUUUGGUUAUACGCUUCCAUUGCCCCCCUUUACGUGUCAAGUCAUUAUUUAUCAACAAGAGCACCCUCGUCCCCCCAUAAAAAGCUGUGGUGUCCACCUUGUAAUGCCACCCAAUGAAGACGUUUGUAUGAAGCUAAUCCGUGCAGAGAACCUCUCUAGUGAACCUCUCUAGUGAUGAACUUAAAAAGGACUUCUGGGACAAUUAUCGUCCCAAACAGAGGACUGACUGUAAAGAAUUAUUUACUGAUGCAUAACUGGAGAACGAAAAGCUGUAAUUACUGAUGCAGCAUGGCAUUGUCUAUGGACCAGUGUGACGAAUACAGGUGCUAAUGCAGUUGAGUUCCUCUGAACCAUGCUGAAGUUUCAAUAGCUUUUGUUCAAGAGAACAAAAUCCAUGCAUAAUUGUCAGCUUCACAAAUGUUUCUAGCACUCAAAAGCAGAAGAACGUACGGGGGGUAUCUUGCUUUCUGUGGGAGGAAUUCUUUCAGUUGAGAUUCAAAUUGUGAAGUACCUCCAAAACAUAGGACUGCUGUUGCACAACAAUGUAUACACGUGGAACAACUGGAGAACCAAAAGGCAUAAUUGUUACUACUGCAGCAUUAAAGUCGAGGACUAAUGGAAACUUAUCAUCCCAAACAGUGGACUGACUGCAAAGUAAUAUAUACUGAUGCACAAUUGUAGAAUGAAAAGCUUUAAUUAGUACUAUUGCAGAAAUGUUGGUAAAGCAUUAUCUAUGGAUCAAUGUGACGAAUAAGGUUACAGUUCAGAUUCUCCCUCUUUUUUUAUAUCUUUGGAGUUUCAAAGUUAGUUUGUAAUAAAUAAUAUCAACUCUCUUUGGCAUUGUCCAUUUGUGUGGAUAUAGUAGUUGAACUAAUUUUCCAAGCCUGGUUCCAUGUAACUAAUAAAUGAAAAAUUGCAUUAUGGAAAGUGAUACUAAUUUGUUUUCGAAGUUUGAUCUAGUAUACUAGUCAUAUUUCACUAAAUUCUUUCAAGGUAUUUCUAUUUUCUGAGUUUAUAGCAUUGUUAUAUAUUUCACCAAACAUAUAUUUUCGGUGUCUGAUUUAGAAUGAUAUUUACUUGAUUGAAGGCAUGAUUUAAGAAAAGUGAAAGUUUCCAAUUAGUUUUAUGUAAUUGCAAUUAUUUUCUUCUUUCAUUUGAUCAGUUUCUUGUUGAGUUACCACUACAUUAUAAUUAACCUGUGAAAUAUUUUCCCUUGUUUAUUGUUAUUGUAAAAUUCAUGCCUAAAUUUGUUCCAGCAGGUAUUGAGUAGAGUUUCCUCCGGUGGAACCAUACCCUGUUCCAAUAUGCAUAUAACUUAGCCAGCUCAUCAGUUAAAACUUUGCAUUUGCAUUUUCAUUGGCAGGAGUCUUAUGACUACUGAAAGGUUGAAAUAACAAGAAGUUGGGAUAUCUGAAGUAGUGUCUUCCAAAGGACGAAGCACAAGCUUGACUUUAAAAAGAUUAUCCAUCACAAUCUACACAAAAUGGAUUGGUUGCUUUGGAUAUAUUGAUCUGUCCUUGUGGUCAAGUGUGUUUCUGAGGCAACCAGCCUCGUCCGACUUUACCUCAGAAAACCAAAAACUUUCCCUUCAGAUAACCAGGUGUUGGAAACUAUGAGUAGAGGGUAUUGCUUUAUUGCUAUGGGUUAAAAUAGAACAUAUGCAUAUAUUAUUGGCCAUAGCAGAGAUGUAGAUGGUAUUGGUCUCAUAGCUAGGUCCUUAUUGGACCUUUUUACUGGUACUAUAAUAAUGUAUUACUAGUCCUGAACUAUGAUAAAAUCUCAGACUACUUAAUUUCAAUUAAGAUUCACAAGGAGAGGAAACUGAGUGAUGAUGGUGAUUAGAGAGUUCUGAAGCAUUAUGACAUCUUAGAUCUGUAGCUAUUUAUUGAGUUUAGGGAAGACCCUUCUCUAUGAGUCAAUGGGAACCAAAGUUAUAUCAGAGUUUGGGCUAGGACAAACUGAAUUUGUUGAGAAUUGAAGAACAAUAUUUUGGUGUGAUUGAGCUGAUCGAUGUAGAGGUUAAGUAACUUAUGAAGGACACUGAGGUGCUUGUUGAUCUACAUGUGGCAAUAAUUUUUAGUCCAUCCCCAAUCUGUAGACAUGAACUAAUUUUUCUGUCAAACUACAGCACAUUGUAUGGGCUGUCUAUCCAGAGGUGAUAUUGGAGAAUGGCAGCCUAAUGGAGCAAUGAAAGUUAUAGACAGGAAAAAGAACAUAUUUAAACCGUCUGAAGGUGAAUAUGUUGCUGUGGAAAGCAUUGAAAGCAAAUACUUGCAAUGCCCCCUUAUCACAUCAAUAUGGGUUUAUGGGAACACCUUCGAGUCAUUUCUUGUUGCUCUGGUUGUUCCUGACAGAAAGGCCUUGGAGGACAGAGCAUCAUUUGACUGAUGACUAUAAUCAUUGUGUCAAAACCUGAAGGCAAGGAAAUACAUUUUGGAUGAGCUCAAUUGCUCGGUUUAGACACACCAUCUUCGAGGGUUUGAGUUGUUAAAAGCAGUUACAUUUGGAAGCUAA
Rosa chinensis is the source of this 6020-nucleotide messenger RNA. RefSeq names its product disease resistance protein RPV1. The transcript is spliced from 12 exons. Gene Ontology annotation, molecular function: ADP binding; ATP hydrolysis activity. Gene Ontology annotation, biological process: defense response; signal transduction. Bases 304 to 3678 code for a protein of 1124 amino acids. The record is from RefSeq and is a predicted model, not a curated record. NCBI's taxonomy places the organism in Eukaryota, Viridiplantae, Streptophyta, Magnoliopsida, Rosales, Rosaceae.